UCGUAGGCAGGCCAAGGGGGAGGUGCGGGUCCGGGGAGAAAAAAGAGGGGACAGGUCUGGGCAGCGCUCGGUGGUUGGCACCAGUUCGCUCCCUCCCCAUUCAAGCGGCAGGACGCACUCGUCCCCACAGUCCUCGCUGACCGCGCUAGCUGCGAUUUCUGCGAUCUCUCUCUCCCUCACUCUCAUUCCUGAGCUCAUCAGCUAAACGCCCUGGCGUCCGACCUCACCAUGCCUAGCCUUUGGGAUCGUUUCUCGUCGUCCUCCUCCUCUUCAUCCUCAUCCCAAACUCCCACCCCCGAUCGCCCUCAGCGCUCCGCCUGGGGGUCGGCGGCCCGAGAGGAGGGCCUUGACCGCUGCGCGAGCCUGGAGAGCUCGGACUGCGAGUCCCUGGACAGCAGCAACAGUGGCUUCGGGCCGGAGGAAGAUGCCGCGUACCUGGAUGGUGUGUCCCUUCCCGACUUCGAGCUGCUCAGCGACCCUGAGGACGAACACCUGUGUGCCAACCUGAUGCAGCUGCUGCAGGAGAGCCUGUCGCAGGCGCGACUGGGCUCGCGGCGCCCCGUGCGCCUGCUGAUGCCAGGCCAGCUGGUGAGCCAGGUAGGCAAGGAACUCCUGCGCCUGGCAUACAGCGAACCGUGCGGCCUGCGGGGGGCACUGCUGGACGUCUGCGUGGAGCAGGGCAAGAGCUGCCACAGCGUCAGCCAGCUGGCCCUCGACCCCAGCCUGGUGCCCACCUUCCAGCUGACCCUCGUGCUACGUCUGGACUCUCGCCUCUGGCCCAAGAUCCAGGGGCUGUUGAGUUCGGCCAACUCUUCCUUGGUCCCUGGCUUCAGUCAGUCCCUGACUCUCAGCACGGGUUUCAGGGUCAUCAAGAAGAAGCUGUACAGCUCAGAGCAGCUGCUCAUAGAAGAGUGUUGAACUAAAGUGUAAAGGGGGGGGGGCGUCGAAAUGCCGUCCCCCCCCCACGCCGGAGACAAGGAACUUUUUAAUUUUUUUUUGAGGUGGAGACCAGCAGGCAAGGGCGCAGAGGCUUGAUGCUUGUGUUAGAAAACUGACAACAGCCACCUGAGGGCGAGGAGAACCAGGUGGGAGGAGGAGGUGUUGAGUGCCAAGGAAGGUCGCUGUGUGGUGUGCAGGUGGCUCCCUAUUGGGGCAGAUGCCCUUCAGUACUGUAGCAUGAAACAAAGGCUUUGGGGCCAAACCAGGCUUCCGGCUGGAUUGUGUAGGUAUAGCAUGUACCUUUUUAUUUUUGUUAUUACUGACAGUUACAGCAACAGUGGUGUGAUGGAGCCAGGGGCAGCUGGGCUGCACUGGCCUCUGCCAGGGGGGGGGGUGUGCUCGUGGAGGAGGGGCGGGGGGAGGUCUCCGAGGUAGUCUGUGUAUCUCAUGGUCUGAAGGGACCAAGUGUGUUUGUUGUUUGUUUCGCAUCUUUUGUUUGGGGAUCGGAGCUUCACUACUGACCUGUUGUAGGCAGCUAUCUUACAGACGCAUGAAUGUAAGAGUGCGGAUGGGGUGGGUGUUAGGAUCACUUGGGAUCUUUGACACUUGAAAAAAAAAAAAACAACAAAAACAAAGAAAAGCAAACACCUGGAAGCUGCAUCCAGCCCAUUCCCCACCAUGUACUGGAGAUUGAAGUGUGAGGGGAUGGGGCUGAGGGGGGCUGGGGCUGGAUCCCCUCCCCCAGAGGAGUGCCAUCUGGGUCUGCCAUCUAGAACUGUUUACAUGAAGAUACUCACUGUUCAUGAAUACACUUGAUGUUCAAGUAUUAAAAACCUAUGCAAUAUUUUUUACUUUUCUAAUAAACAUGUUUGUUAAAACA
Jaculus jaculus (lesser Egyptian jerboa) is the source of this 1819-nucleotide messenger RNA. RefSeq names its product DNA damage inducible transcript 4 (gene Ddit4). Gene Ontology annotation, cellular component: cytoplasm. Gene Ontology annotation, molecular function: 14-3-3 protein binding. The record is from RefSeq and is a predicted model, not a curated record. NCBI's taxonomy places the organism in Eukaryota, Metazoa, Chordata, Mammalia, Rodentia, Dipodidae. Bases 229 to 918 code for a protein of 229 amino acids. Gene Ontology annotation, biological process: response to hypoxia; apoptotic process; negative regulation of TOR signaling. The transcript is spliced from 3 exons.